Soboliphyme baturini is the source of this 339-nucleotide messenger RNA. The record is from the annotation of a GenBank genome assembly. Lineage: Eukaryota; Metazoa; Nematoda; Enoplea; Dioctophymatida; Soboliphymatidae.
AUGGAUAUUUCCGCAAGACCAGAAGAAUGGAAGGAGAAGGAGAAGGAGAAGGAGGAGAAGGAGAAAAAGGAGAAGGAGAAGGAGAAGGAGAAGGAGAAGGAGGAGAAGGAGGAGCGGAAGGAGAAGGAGGAGAAGGAGAAGGAGAAGGAGGAGAAGGAGGAGGGGAAGGAGAAGGAGGAGAAGGAGAAGGAGGAGAAGGAGAAGGAGGAGAAGGAGAAGGAGGAGAAGGAGAAGGAGGAGAAGGAAAAGGAGAAGGAGGAGAAGGAGAAGGAGAAGGAGAUGGUGGAGAUUGCAAAUGAGAAAGAGAAGAGAAGAAGCACUAAGAAGGAGAGGGAGUAG